Molecule: messenger RNA, 4537 nt
Organism: Hippocampus comes (tiger tail seahorse)
Lineage: Eukaryota; Metazoa; Chordata; Actinopteri; Syngnathiformes; Syngnathidae
Gene: ddx6
Product: DEAD (Asp-Glu-Ala-Asp) box helicase 6
Exons: 14
Coding region: 535-1995 (486 amino acids)
Molecular function (GO): RNA helicase activity; nucleic acid binding; ATP binding
Source: RefSeq, a predicted model, not a curated record
UGGGAGGCGGGCUCAAAUACGAGUGGACGCCAUCUUGCAGGCUCGGAUGAGAAGAAGCCUCAUUUGUGCUUUCGGCUACCAUUUGACAAAGCUUAAAAAACGAAAAACGACGAUUUACUUCACUUAUCUGAGGGUUGAAAUAAAUCCGACGAAGAGGACGCAGCAGCUUAGAGUUCCCCGAGAUGGCCAGUUUGAACAAAUCGGCCCGUGCUUGAAGUCAGCUAAGGCCUCUCGGAGUUUGGAUUCCAGACACCUGCUGUCAAACUCCAAGCUCGCCCCAAACUGAACUGCUCAAGCUCCCCUCAUUCCCAACAGAAAUCUGUUCAAAAACACUGAAGAGAAGUUUUUGCUUCAUGUCCCAGAAACGUCAAUAUUGUGCUAUUGGGAGUGAUAUUUGGACACAUUGUACAGUAAACACAGCCCCGAGAGGGGAGGACUACCUUUAAUUGUGAGUGUUUCCAGCUGAGUGGAUUCACUCCUCACUUGAGGUUCAUCGUUACUGGACUGAGAAGCUAAGAAGGAAAUAUAGGAAAUAUGAGCACUGCCAGGACGGAGAACCCGGUCAUCUUGGGCCUGUCGAACCAGAACGGACAGCUCCGGGGCUCGGUGAAGCCGGCUGGAGCGCCAGGUGGUGGUGGUGGUGGUGGCGGUGGAGGAGGCCCCCAACAGCCACUAAACCAGAUGAAAGGCACAAUCAACAAUGGUAAUGCCCAGACAGCCCCCACGACUAACGCUGUCAUCAAGCCUGGAGAUGACUGGAAGAAAAAUUUGAAGUUGCCCCCAAAAGACAUGAGAAUGCGAACUUCGGAUGUGACGGCAACAAAGGGCAACGAGUUUGAAGAUUACUGCCUAAAGAGGGAGCUGCUCAUGGGCAUCUUUGAGAUGGGCUGGGAAAAGCCGUCUCCCAUUCAGGAGGAAAGCAUUCCCAUCGCGUUGUCCGGGAGAGACAUCCUGGCCAGAGCCAAGAAUGGCACAGGGAAGAGUGGAGCCUACCUCAUUCCCUUACUUGAGCGCAUUGACCUGAAGAGGGACUAUAUACAAGCACUGGUGAUAGUGCCCACCAGAGAACUGGCUCUGCAAGUCAGCCAAAUAUGUAUCCAGGUCAGCAAACACAUGGGAGGAGUGAAGGUGAUGGCUACCACAGGUGGAACCAACCUACGCGAUGACAUCAUGAGACUGGAUGAAACUGUUCAUGUGGUCAUUGCCACCCCUGGGAGGAUUUUAGACCUCAUCAAGAAAGGAGUGGCCAAAGUCAGUCAAGUGCAGAUGAUUGUUCUGGAUGAGGCUGACAAACUCCUGUCUCAGGACUUUGUGGUCAUGAUGGAAGAGAUUCUGGGCUUCCUCUCCAAACAGAGACAGAUUUUACUCUACUCUGCUACCUUCCCCCUCAGCGUGCAGAAGUUUAUGAACUCGCACCUGCAGAAGCCCUACGAGAUCAACCUCAUGGAAGAGCUCACGCUGAAGGGUGUGACUCAGUAUUAUGCUUACGUCACAGAAAGGCAGAAGGUGCACUGUCUCAACACCUUGUUCUCCAGGCUCCAGAUCAACCAGUCUAUAAUUUUCUGCAACUCCUCUCAGAGAGUGGAGCUCCUUGCCAAGAAAAUCUCCCAGCUGGGCUAUUCGUGUUUCUACAUUCACGCCAAGAUGAGACAGGAACAUCGCAACCGUGUGUUCCACGACUUCCGAAACGGCCUCUGUCGAAAUCUCGUCUGCACUGACCUCUUCACAAGAGGAAUAGACAUUCAAGCUGUGAAUGUUGUGAUCAAUUUUGACUUCCCGAAGCUGGGAGAGACGUACCUUCAUCGCAUUGGCAGAUCUGGCCGCUUUGGACACUUGGGUCUGGCCAUCAACCUGAUCACAUAUGACGAUCGCUUCAACCUGAAAGGCAUCGAAGAGCAGCUGGGAACAGAGAUCAAGCCCAUCCCCGGCAUCAUCGACAAGAGCUUGUAUGUGGCCGAGUACCACAGCGAGACCGGCGAAGAAGUUAAGCCAUGAGCCAAUAAGCCCAUCCUCCAUUCCCCUUUGGACCGUCACCCACCCCAGCCUGAUUUUUUUUUUUUUUUUUUUUUUUGGAUCCCUUCAGCAGGAAUGUGAAAGUUUUUGAAUGCGUUUUGGAAGAACUCUUCCCUUUUCACAGGGCUCAAUGCUGCACCGCUUGCACUGAAGACACCCCUUUCGACCACAUCCCCUCUGCAUGAGGAAAGUGCGGGGACAAGUGGACUGGAUAUCCCCGCACGCAGCGGUGACUCUUGACAUGAAGCCAGCACCCAGAACCCCCCCUGCUCCUCCAAAAAAAAAAAAAGAAUCCCCACCUCCAUUUGCCAUUUUUGUUCUUGUUUUUGGAAUCAUUUUGUAUGAAGUGCCUUAAGAAGCAGUCCAACUCGUUGUGAAGUAAUAACCCUCGUCGUCAUCAAUCAUAACCACUUUUUCCAUUUCUGCUUCUCCGGGGGCCUGCUCCGCUUCAGUCUGGCUUAACAUUGCAGGACAAACUUGGAAACAUCCCAUGCCACCCCCCACCCCCAACAGACAGCGCUGCUGGAGUUUUUGUUUGUAUUAAGAAAAGCCAGACUGUCCGUUAUUUUGAGUUGUGAGCGUUUGCUUCAAGAAGAGCCCGACACUUUCCUCUCGUCUUCAGCAGCAGAGCAAAAUUCGCAUGAUGGUGCAGUCAAUCAACAACGAGAGUCCUGAGGAUUCCUUAACCAGUGGAGAUUUGUCGCUUUUUUUUUUUUUUGUGGUCCACCUUGCUCACCUUCCUAUGGAUGGCCGUACUUAACUCUGUGAGCCUGUGUAUAUAUCUUCAUUUUAAGAUUCUUUUAAGAGAAGUUAACAAGAAGGCUGGCUGCAACACAAUACCAACCCUCCUCACACGCAUAUACUUGUUGGCACUGGAGGGACCGUUUGAAUAACUGCCUGUUGGCUUGUGACUUUAUUUAUAGUUUUAGAAAUGGCAGAAUGAUUUAGAAUCGAAAGCAAAAGACCCCCCUGUGCAUGAAGUGCCAUUGAGGCCAAGUGUCAUAAUUGAAAGUUGCACUUAAAUUGAUUAGUCAUGCGUUUUUUGUUUUAUGGCCAGCUUCGACGUGACAGAUUGGACUGCAUCGUCCGACUCGCUGCAAUGCAGAUUUGCUUGGUGGAUGCUUUGGUUUCCCCUCCCGACCUGUUGCGUACGGACAUACAAGGACGAAGGCAGCAGCCAAUUUUGAGUUCAACGAGAAUGUCGUGUGGAAAAGCAUCAGUGACACAUCUUACCUGGGGGGGGAAAAAAUGUAGCAGGAUUUCAAGCUGCACGACGACACGUCGAAAGAGAGAAAAAAAAAGCAACCCAGCACAGGUUGGCACUUAGAACGCACAGAGUUGAGUUCAGGCAAUAACACGGACGGCUUUUUGUACCUGCUCUGCCAACACGAACAGGUUGCUCGGAGGAGAUUCCUUAAAAACAAGAAAAAUGAAGGGGAAUGGCUCUGAUGGAUGACAAAUGGCUUGGACUGCAAACUUGGACUGAGUUACUGGCUUAUACUUCUGCCCUUUUGUUUGUGUGUUUGGUUAUACGUCCUUAUAAAAACCCGAUUUUUGCACGAAAGCUCUUUGGAGCCUUCUUGGAAAGUUUGGGUUCCCUCUCGAGGCAAGAUGUUCUUCGAACUGUUCUGACCAACAGCGACGCUUUCAAAAUGUUCCUUUUUACGUCGUCGUUGCUUCAGAAUGGCGAUUUUCCCCUGCUCACUCGCGUCUCACAUUGUCCCCUGAAGAGUUGACUCAUGUAAUUUGGCUAAUUGGACAGGGUGGGAGGGAGGGAGUUCUUUGCGUUUGAAGAAAAUAUUCAAGCUAACCAAAAAAAUAAAAAAUACGAGUGAGCGAGCGAGUUGGGGGGGAUCGAAACUUUGCAGACACUCGGCAGCCGUCUGCAGCCUGGCGACGUGUUGGCAGUACUCCAGCUUGUUUUAGUUUUCAAGGCGGGGUCCUACUGGACAAAUGAAUAUGAAGGGAUGCUGUCUACUGCCGGCGGUCGCCAUGUUGAGAACCUUAGAGACUGAGACCCAAGCAUCUUGCCAAACUCUUUAAUUGGAUCUGUUUAAUAAACCAGUGUCUCAUUCUUUAAGGUCAUUUUAAAUUGGGGGGGAGGGUGAAUUGGCUUACUUGCUGCCCUGAUGCACAGGAAUCCUCCUUGAUAGUAUGACUAAUUUAAAAGCAAACGACACGCCUUUUGUGUCCUAUUCGACUCUGUCACUUUCUGUCCACGAGGAUGCUGCUGAUGCAUUAGUACACUUGGGGGUGCACCUGUUUGCAAGUGAACGGAGAGGGGUCAAAUUAAAUGUUGCCCUGAUUUACAUUUUUUGUUUUUUGCCCCAAAAAUUGUUCAAGUUUGGAAAACCCAAAUUUUAAGUUUUUUUUUUUCUUUUCAUAGAAAUUUGGUCAGCAUUCAAUUGGCAGAAAUUUCAGUGAAGCUAAUUUUACAGAGUUGAGUUAAAGACAACACAAAUGAAAAUGUAAUAUUGGGCUUAAAAAUUUAAAGUUUGGUUCAAAAUAAAGCUCACUGAAUUUA